AUGGAAGACAAUGAAGACUGCGGAACUAAGGACAUACAGUUUGGCUUCCGACGUUUUCGAGCACCUGCAAAACGAAUCUACGCGAAUCGGAAUGUCUUUCUCUUGGAUGUCCCGCCGAACCCAAUUGCUAGCUGGCUAUUAUUUUGGAUGCCGCAGCUCGUCCGCUGGCUACAGCGAUUACUACCAGAGUGGUUCUUGCCGACAACUGUUAUUCUAAAGGAGCGAAACCCCACCAAGGCUGAUAGCUACGAAAACGAAAUCGAUACAUACCUGCAUCUUCGAUCCCUCCAGGGUACCCACAUCCCGCGUUUGUUUGGUGAAGUAACCGUUAGCGACCCCCACGCGCAGAGAUACCAGAUCAGUAAGCGACCCACUCCUGCUAUCCUCCUAGAAAACGUCGAAGGAGUAUCGCUAUACAAUCUUCCAACCGAAGAGCUAGGGAAUCCUCGCCUUCUUGAGGAACUCGAGGAUAUGUAUAACCUACUUACGGAAAAAGGGGUUGUUCAUGGGGAUCCAAAGCUCCACAACUUUCUACGUGUUGAUAAGAAGAUCGUUGCUAUCGACUUUGAGUUGUCCUACCCUCUUCCUAGUGAUAUAACGAAUGAGCAUGAAUUGGAGGAAUUAAAGAGCGAGAUUAAGGAACGGGAAAAGCAGGCACAGGAGGCAAAAUUGGAACGUCUCGUCCCGGGCCCUGUCAUUGUAAAUGGUUUACGGGUACGAAAGAGGACGGAUUUGCCGCCUUCCGGCACAACGACCCAUAACGAGCAGAGGGGUGACGAGGGGCUGUCUACCCUGGGAGCUCAGCUACCUAAGGUGUGUUCUCGGCACGGGCGUGUUGGGCCGCGGCCGGGAACGACAUAUGGUGGAUGA
Podospora anserina S mat+ is the source of this 870-nucleotide messenger RNA. RefSeq lists its product as uncharacterized. The record is from RefSeq and is a predicted model, not a curated record. Bases 1 to 870 code for a protein of 289 amino acids. The transcript has 2 exons. NCBI's taxonomy places the organism in Eukaryota, Fungi, Ascomycota, Sordariomycetes, Sordariales, Podosporaceae.